UACAUCUUUCUAGUCAUGAAUUUUCAUCUUAAAAAAGAAAUAAUUUUGUGAAGAGACGAAGACUGAGCCGUUGUGACAGCAUUGCCAACCCAAGCAGCAGUCAACUUUUCCACUGCUCCGCACAGAACCUGGGAAUAGGAGAGUAAAUUCGAAUCUCUCCUUCCCUUUUUUGUGAAAAAAAAAAAAUUUUUUUUUUGAUCCUCAGCUACAUUUUUUUUGGACUUUGUGAGAAACCAAAUCAUCAAAGACAAUGGCCAGCAAUGUCACCAACAAGACAGACCCUCGCUCCAUGAACUCCCGUGUAUUCAUUGGGAAUCUGAAUACACUGGUGGUCAAGAAGUCUGAUGUGGAGGCGAUCUUCUCCAAGUAUGGCAAAAUCGUGGGCUGCUCUGUUCAUAAGGGCUUUGCCUUUGUCCAGUAUGUUAAUGAGAGAAAUGCCCGAGCAGCAGUGGCGGGAGAGGAUGGCAGAAUGAUCGCAGGCCAGGUUUUAGACAUCAAUCUGGCCGCGGAGCCCAAACUAAACCGAGGAAAAGCCGGUGUGAAGCGAUCUGCAGCAGAGAUGUACGGCUCCUCUUUUGGUUUGGACUAUGACUUUCAACGCGAUUAUUAUGACCGGAUGUACGGUUAUCCGGCACGUGUCCCUCCACCGCCUCCUAUUGCUCGGGCUGUGGUGCCCUCAAAACGCCAGCGCGUUUCAGGAAACCCCUCACGAAGGGGCAAGAGUGGUUUCAAUUCUAAGAGUAGGCAGCGAGGAUCUUCCAAGUCUGGAAAGUUGAAAGGAGAUAAUAUUCAGGCCAUUAAGAAGGUGUUGACCCAGAUAAAACAAAAAGUAGAUUCUCUACUGGGAAACCUGGAGAAGCUUGAAAAGGAGCAAAGCAAACAAGCAGCGGAGAUGAAGAAUGAUAAGCCAGAAGAGGAGCAGAGUGGCAGCUCCGUGAAGAAAGAGGAGACUAAUGUGAAGAUGGAGUCCGAAGGAGGUGCAGAUGACCUUGCUGAAGAGGGAGAUCUCCUGGAUGAUGAUGAUAAUGAAGAACGGGGAGAAGACCAGCUGGAGUUGGUCAAGGAUGAUGAGAAAGAGGCUGAGGAAGGAGAGGAAGACUCUUAAGUUUAGAAAUCUUGUCCCAUUAUUUCUUUAUCUAGGCGCUUGUCUAAGAUCAAAGUUUUCACCAGUUCCUCUCCCCUAGUAUCUUUAGCACAUGCUCACUGUUCGCCCCAUCCUUGACCUUCCCAUGUUCAUUCAUUCAUAUUGCCCUGCGCCUAGUCCCAUUUUCACUUCCUUUGAUGCUCCUAGUAGUUAUGUUAAGUCUUACCCUGUAAUUUUUGCUUUUAAUUUUGAUACUUCUUUAUGACUUAAGGAUGUACGGUUUAAGAAAAGAGAGAGAUAAGCUAGUAACUUUGUCUAAAUUUUUAUUAUCAGACCAGUGUUUCUCAAAGUGGGCAUUACCACCCCUGAGGGGAACUGGAUGAUCCAGGGGGACAGUAGUAGCCUCGGGUUGCAAUUGCGAGGUGCUUUCUGUUCUCAAAAAGAAGGUAGAUUUCUGGAGGGGACCUGAAUGUUUUUGUUGUUUUUGUUUCUCUGAGGGGGAGGGUGGUAGGCCAAAUAAGUAUGUGAACCUAUGUAUCUGAUUGACUAGAGAGUAAAACUAGUUCAUCUUACUCUGUUUGUACAUUCUACUUAAGAUUUAAAUUACUGGUUUAUAUUUAUAUUAUAUCAGUACUUUCUGGAGUGACCCAAUAAAAAAUAGCAUGUUGAACAACUAGA
Sorex araneus (European shrew) is the source of this 1762-nucleotide messenger RNA. Its product is annotated as heterogeneous nuclear ribonucleoproteins C1/C2-like. The record is from RefSeq and is a predicted model, not a curated record. Gene Ontology annotation, molecular function: RNA binding. The transcript has a single exon. Lineage: Eukaryota; Metazoa; Chordata; Mammalia; Eulipotyphla; Soricidae. Gene Ontology annotation, cellular component: nucleus. Bases 251 to 1105 code for a protein of 284 amino acids.